AUGAUAUCACCAGCUUACGAUACUAUUAAUAUGUCUACUCAAGCCGCUACAAGAUUACAAAAUCCACGUAAUAAUAAUAGUAAUUAUACUGGUGCUAAUGUUAAUGCUACGAAUGGAAAUUCAAAUACUAUAAAUAAUCAAAUGCAAAGAUCUGAUAACAACAAUAGUAAUAAUGGAGAUUCCACUAUAGUUGGCUUACAUUAUAAAAUUGGUAAAAAAAUUGGUGAAGGUUCAUUUGGUGUAUUGUUUGAAGGUAUUAAUAUGAUUAAUGGAUUACCUGUAGCAAUUAAAUUUGAACCAAGGAAGACAGAAGCUCCACAAUUAAAAGAUGAAUAUAGAACUUACAAAAUUGUAGCAGGAACUCCAAAUAUUCCUCAUGCUUAUUAUUUUGGCCAAGAAGGUUUACAUAAUAUUUUAGUAAUUGAUUUAUUAGGUCCAUCUUUAGAAGAUUUAUUUGAUUGGUGUAAUAGAAAAUUUUCUGUUAAGACAGUUGUUCAAAUUGCUGUUCAAAUGAUUACUUUAAUUGAAGAUCUUCAUGCACAUGAUUUAAUUUAUAGAGAUAUUAAACCUGAUAAUUUCUUAAUUGGUAGACCAGGUGCACCUGAUGAAAAUAAUAUUCAUUUAAUUGAUUUUGGUAUGGCAAAACAAUACAGAGAUCCAAAGACUAAACAACACAUUCCAUAUCGUGAAAAGAAAUCUUUAAGUGGUACAGCAAGAUAUAUGUCAAUUAAUACACAUCUUGGUAGAGAACAAUCAAGAAGAGAUGAUAUGGAAUCAUUAGGUCAUGUAUUUUUCUAUUUCUUACGUGGUCAAUUACCAUGGCAAGGUUUAAAAGCACCAAAUAAUAAACAAAAAUAUGAAAAAAUUGGUGAAAAGAAAAGAUCAACUAAUGUUUAUGAUUUAGCUCAAGGCUUCCCAAUUCAAUUUGGUCGUUAUUUGGAAAUUGUUAGAAAUUUAUCAUUCGAUGAAACUCCAGAUUAUGAAGGUUAUCGUAAAUUAUUAUUAUCUUCUUUAGAUGACUUAAAUCAAAAAGCAGAUGGUGAAUAUGAUUGGAUGAAAUUGAAUGGUGGUCAUGGUUGGGAUGCAAGCAUUAAUAAAAAACCAAAUUUACAUGGUUAUGGUCAUCCAAAUCCACCAAAUGGAAAAUCAAGAAGACAUAGAGAUCAUCAAAAGACUCCAUUACAACAAUUAUCACAACAGCAGCAGCAACAGCAACAGCAACAGCAACAGCAAUUAUUGCAACAACAGCAACAACAUCGUCAACAACAAUUGCAGCAACAACAGCAGCAGCAACAACAACUACAACAACAAAUGCAACAGCAGCAACAUUUGCAAAUGACACCACAACAACAACAACAAUAUGAGGCUGAAAAGAACAAACUGGACCCAACGUCUUUCGAAGCCUACAAGCAACAAACUCAACAAAGAUAUACACAACAACAACAAAAGUUGAAACAACAACAAUUGAACAAGCAACGUGAACAACAAUAUACUGCUCAACAACAACAAAAUAUGAACUAUCAACAACAACACAUGCAAGCUAACCAACCUGUUAGUCAACCAGAAGAUAAUGAUAGCCUAGAAAAGAAAGGUUUCUUCGCACAAUUGGGCUGUUGUUAA
Molecule: messenger RNA, 1620 nt
Organism: Maudiozyma saulgeensis
Lineage: Eukaryota; Fungi; Ascomycota; Saccharomycetes; Saccharomycetales; Saccharomycetaceae
Source: the annotation of a GenBank genome assembly